Lathyrus sativus (Indian pea) is the source of this 912-nucleotide messenger RNA. NCBI's taxonomy places the organism in Eukaryota, Viridiplantae, Streptophyta, Magnoliopsida, Fabales, Fabaceae. The record is from the annotation of a GenBank genome assembly.
AUGUGGACUUUUGCAACUUUACGGCUUGUUCAAUUGGAGAAGGUCACAACACAACGUUUUGGCAAUCAAAUUGGAUUGGAGAUCUCCCACUUAAAAGUAGGUUUCUGCGGCUGUUCCAGGAAAAUUUCGUCAGUUAACGAGAUGGGUUCUUGGGAGGAUGGUCAUUGGGUUUGGAAAGUUAGAGAAUCACUGAUUGAUGACGGUAUCAAUUUUGUAUCAGAUUGGGCAGACUGUAGUGGUCUGUUGGAUCAGAUGGCAGCCAUCAGCAGUGUCGGCGACAAUUGGAAAUGGUUACUUCAUGAUUCUCUUUCGUAUAAGGUUAGAUCUUUCUAUGCUGCUUUACCUUCUUCCUCAUCUGCUUCUGCUCAUACUGUUGGAAAUGACUGUGCUGCUCUUCUGGAGAUUCUUUGGAAAACGGUGUUACCGGCAAAAGUCCAAAUUUUUAUUUGGAGGUUGGCGCUUGAUAUGUUGCCUACCAUAUCCAAUUUGAUGAAAAUAAGGGUGAUUGAUUAUUCCCAAAACUCAGAUUGUGCGUUCUGUUCGUCUAGUAUUGAGGAUGUCUCUCAUCUUUUCUUCUCGUGCUCUAAAUCUUCAUUGGUGUGGAAUAGGAUUUGCGAGUGGGUGGAUAUAGAGUACAUUUCGGAGGAUUGUUGUAGUCUUCAUGCGAAGGUCUGGAAAUCGAGACUUCCGGGUCACUGCAAAGAGUACAAGAUCAACUCUAUUUGGUUCAUCUCUUGUUGGAGUUUAUGGAGGGCUAGAAAUAACAUUAUCUUCAAUAAUGCUUCCAUUGACAUUGAGGACAUUGUUUUCGAUAUUAAAGUCUUCUCGUGGAAUUGGUUGAUUUUAGGUAGACAGGAUAAUAAGAAUUGUAAUUUGUACGAUUGGUUCAAAUUUCCGUUCGAUUUUAUGUAA